This is a messenger RNA of Suhomyces tanzawaensis NRRL Y-17324, 1170 nucleotides long. RefSeq lists its product as uncharacterized. The transcript has a single exon. The record is from RefSeq and is a predicted model, not a curated record. Gene Ontology annotation, molecular function: hydrolase activity, acting on ester bonds. Gene Ontology annotation, biological process: GPI anchor biosynthetic process. Bases 1 to 1170 code for a protein of 389 amino acids. Gene Ontology annotation, cellular component: endoplasmic reticulum membrane. NCBI's taxonomy places the organism in Eukaryota, Fungi, Ascomycota, Pichiomycetes, Serinales, Debaryomycetaceae.
AUGAGACCAAAUUCAGCAGUGAUAGCCUUUGCGAGCCUCUAUGGGUUGGCAAAUGCGUCCUACGGUGAUACACUUCCGGAAUUCCAAACAUGUCUCAAAGAAUGUAUCCUGAUAAUGCAUUGUCGCUACCGUAACAUCUUCCAAGAGAUCGAAGCAUCAAGAGAAGAAGUGUACAAACGGGAACAGGAAAUAGAACCACGCCUCUCCCAAAGACAGAUUGAGAUCGAUUAUUUCACUCUGAAGCAUCAAUUAUCGGCGAUCAGUGCCAUCUUCUGGAAUUGUGAAGACGACUGCAGCUAUAAAUGCCAACAACUAAUCACAGAACAAAGAAAGGCUUCCGGACUUCCGAUGGUUCAAUUCUUUGGAAAGUGGCCAUUUACCAGGGUAUUUGGAAUCCAAGAGAUCUUUCUGGUCAUCUUUUCGUUUGGAAAUUUCUACGCCAAUUACAUUAAUUUAUUCAAGGUUUUACACCAAUACAACAAGAACCGCAAAGAUCCACACGACACCUACCACUUAAUGUACCUCCAAUACGUGUACUUUAUCAUUAUUGCACUCUGUGGGUGGUCUGCAAGCAUUUUGUUCCACAUAAGAGACAAUCGAAUUACCGAGACCCUUGAUUAUUACGGGGCAUUUGCAAUUGUGCUAUCGAACUUCAAUUGUGUGAGUGUGAGAUAUUUUGAACUAUUCAAAAAACCAAAGCAGUUGGUAAUUUGGCAAGUGGUGAUGGUGAUGAUCUAUGUGGGACAUUGCAUAAAGCUUAAGCUAAAUUGGAACUACGGGUACAACGCCAAGAUCAAUUUGUUGUAUGGAUUCGGGUCGAUUGUUUUGUGGGUGGCACAUUCCUUGAAGGUGAACCGCAAGUAUAAGGAGAAUUUCUUUCUCUACAAUAAUUCGAUGCAAAUUUUACCAUUCGAGACCAAAAUCUUGACUAAAUUAAACAUGCUUUCUGUGUCGCAGACCCGACUCAUUCCAUUGAUCCCGAUUUUCUUGAACGUGUGGAUGAUGAUAGGGAUGUCGUUCGAAGCCUGCGACUUCGAGCCGGUGUACCAACUCAUCGACGCACACAGUAUCUGGCACAUUUUUACAAUAUUUCCUACAAUCAUCUGGUUCGACUGGAAUAUCUGGGACAUUGAAUUGAGUAAAGUAGGGGAAUUAAAUAAGAUUAGUUAA